Encephalitozoon intestinalis ATCC 50506 is the source of this 1935-nucleotide messenger RNA. RefSeq lists its product as uncharacterized. The record is from RefSeq and is a predicted model, not a curated record. The transcript has a single exon. Lineage: Eukaryota; Fungi; Microsporidia; Unikaryonidae. The coding region runs from base 1 to 1935 and encodes 644 amino acids.
AUGGGGGACAGCAAGAUCAAGGGAGCUGGCUGUACAGACAUCCAGGACUUUUCUUUCCGGAUCGACAGCUUGAAUAUGAACGACCCGGAGAAUGUUGUGUGGGCAUACAGAAAUAUUCAGCAGGUGUAUAGCCACUCGGCAGUAGAUUUUGAGAAGAUGGUCAAGAUUAUGAUGGGGACCAAGCUAUUGGAUUUUAACACAAGUCUGAUUGUGUUGGAGAUGGUUGGAAAUGCUUUACAAGACCAUUUUGAAAAACAAAAAGAAGAUGAAGAAAUAAGUUUUGUUGCCAGUAAAUGCGGUCUUUCAAUCAGCAGUGGGGAAAAUAAAGUCUCUACAGGAUACAUAGACUACCUUUACAAGCUUAUUCUUCCGUUUGCCAGAAUAUGCACAAAACAGGUGGUUGAUAUUGUAGCCUUCCUAUUUACCAGAACAAGCAGGGCGGAGUUUGACGAGCUGUUUGAAAUGUUUGAGAAGAAAAAGGAUUUUCUUGUGGAGCUGUAUCUCUUGAAGGUCAGGCUUAUGAGGGAAAGAAGCUUGAAGUAUAAGUGUGGGCGAUGCAAGGACGCCAGGGAAAUGAGCAGUUUGGAAAUGGAAGAGUGGAUCAAAAACAUGAAAAUAUCCUCGGUAGGGGAGCUUGGGGACGAUAAAGGAGUAGAAUGCGAAAAGAAAACGGAUUUCUAUUCGAUUGAUAGUGCGGGGGGAGGCAGAAGAGAAGAUGGAAUGGAGGGACUCCCUGAGGAACUAAGUUUUAGCCAAGACAAGCCAUUUUUUGAAUCUACUACUUCGCCAUCAAAUAACAGUAAAGAUCGGGAGGAAGCUAAAAACAAGUUGGAAGGGGACACUCUUGAGUGCCGACCUCACCAAAGACCAUAUGAAGAGGAAUGUCAUGAUGGAGUUUGUAGAUGUAGAGUUGAAGAAUCGGAAGACAAGACUUGUCUGUGUGCUUCCUAUAAGCCCUCGGAUGAAAGCCGAUGUCUGAAGGAGGCUAAGAAGUAUCUGCUGGACAUUGAGUCUGUUUCUCCGAGGUUUUUCCUUGAGAAUGUUGCCUUAUAUCUUAGCUUGUCUUUUGACAAGGAACUUCUAGAUUUGUUUGAGAAGUAUAUAGGCACAGAGUACGAACCUGUAUGUGCCUCCCACAUAUUCAAGUUAAAAGCAAUAGAUUCUGGAGUCUUGGAGGCUAUGAUUGGGAGAAUGAGGAAUUCAAAAAGAGAGAUGCUGAAGUCUGAUAAUCUACCUGUAACAGACACAACUUUCGGGCUUUACAUCGAAUGGUGUGCAGACACUUUUGGAUCGAUAUCUAUUUCGUCUGUCAACGACUAUUCCAACAUAAGCAAGCUGUACAUCAAGUUUCUCCGGUCUUUUCCCCACAAGAAAAUGUUCCUUAUCCUUGAGGAGAUAUGCGAAAGCAAGAUCGAAAGAGUCUCGGAUGCUGUCUAUGCACACAUUGCCGAAGAUCUGGAAGAGAUAGUCAAAAUCCUUCUUAAUUUAUUUAACAGCACAGAGGAGAAUAACAAACUCUCGAAGGAUGAAGAGAAGAUGUCUAUGCUGGGCGACGAAAAGACGUUUAAGAACGCCAAGCGGCUUAAUUCCCCCGAGUUUUGUAUAGAGCAAGAAUUGGAAAGAAUCGUUCUUGAGGUAUGCAAACGCUACAGGAAGGCUUUUCUUUCUCAGAUCAGGGUUCUAGACCACUUCCCAGAUAACGAAUUCCUAUUGAAAAUAUCCAAGACUCUGUGCACGAACUAUGAGAAUGACUGGAGGUAUCGAAGAGCACUACUCCAUUCGUAUAGAGAAUGGCCUAAGUUUUUUGGAGAGAUCUUAAACAUUGACAGCUUUACAAAGGAUCCUGUGUUUAUAGUCAGAAGGACUGCUUUGGACAUAAAGGAAGAGAUUGAUGUAGGCAGUGAAAGCAAAAUACCUAAGAAAGAGACCUUGUAA